CCGAUAGGGUGAGGGAGUGAGGGGAAGGGGUGGUCGGUGUAUCGCUUUUGCACUCAUGGCUAUUUUCCUCCUCGGAUGUUGCUGCACCAGACUGUCAAGACAACCGGUCACUCUGUAGCGUCAUCAACCAGAGACGGGUGAGGAGGUGGGGCCGCAAGAAACCGGCGAAGGAAGUGACGUAAAAAAGGAUUGCCUCCGAGAACGUGAGCUGGGAGUACGUUGAGGCCAUGGCCCCUCGGCGCCUCCUGUUGGUUGGGGAGGGGAAUUUCUCCUUCGCAGCCGCUCUGAGCGAGACCCUGGAUCCGAGCACCAGUAUAACUGCCACCUGCCUCCAGCGCCCGGCCGACUUGACGCGGGAUCCGCUGGCCCGGGAGAAUCUGCAGCGCCUGCGCGAGCGAGGUACCGAGGUACGCUUUGGUGUGGACGGCACCCAGCUGGUAGAUGCCUUUGAACUGCAAGACAGAGAGUUUGAUCGAAUUUAUUUUAACUUUCCGCACUGUGGACGCAAAGCUGGAGUAGCUAAGAACAGGGAACUGCUUGCCAAGUUUUUCCAGAGCUGUGCAGAUGUUCUUGCAGAGGAAGGAGAAGUCCAUGUGGCAUUGUGUAGAGGACAAGGUGGGACUCCUGCUGAUAAGCCCAUGAGAGAAUGGCACAACAGUUGGCAAGUGGUUGCUAUGGCAGCUCUGGGGGGAUUCAUUUUAAGUGAUGUGCAUCCCUUCAGCUGUGAGGCUGUGCCAGGGUACAAGUGCACUGGAUAUAGGAGUCAAGAUAAGUCCUUUCAUGUAGAAGGUGCUUUGAACCAUAUCUUUACCCGGAGCUUACCCUAUGAAGGUUUGCAACCAAGAAUUUCCAGGAUCAAACUGGGUGACCAGUGGUUUUCUUUUCUAGAACCAGAAGUACUUGUAGGAAAGCUGAACAGGGGUUUCCUAGAAGCACCUUCAUAUCAUCCUAUCAAAACCAUAAAUGAGAAACUCAUUGCUGAAAUGGGGAAAGCUUUCCCUCUAAAAAGGCUGAAGUGUUCUUCCCCUUUGCUGCCACAGGGAGACACCAGUGUUCUCACUUCCUGCCACUGUGACAUCCUGUCAUCUGCCUUUUGGAUUAGUCUCCAUGAAGAUAACUCAAAUUUUGAGUCCCUCACUGGUGGGACAACACAAGACAUGGAGGAUUUUCUAGUGUCAUUUUCAGAACUCAGCCUUCCCAAGAACCCUAGAAGAGACAGUAAGGAAGAAGCUCAGGAAGUAACGUAUGGCCAGGCCAAGGUCUGCCUUAGACCUUCUCUUCUAAUUCAUGUUCAGGCUCUAAUCCAAGCACCAGACUUCCUCCCAGGUUCUCUGUACAUCCUCAGUGGACCUGUAUUUCAGAAGUGCCGCAUCUCACCUUUCACAAUGCCAGCAUUUCAUGAGACUUUGUUUAUCCUUGGAUUUAAUAAAAAUCUGAAGGAUGGCUGUCUUCAGUCACUACUGGAUCAUCUGAAGGGCAUUCUAGAUAGCCUUCUGACCCAGACAUUGCUCAAGGGCUCUAAGCUGGGCAGUUCAGUGGAAUUUGUCUUUCAACCACCUGGGGAAGAUUAUAUGAUUACUGUGAAGUCUCAAAAUUUUGGCCCAGAUUGUGUUAAGGAUUUGAUUAUUGGGUCUGUUACCACAUCUGCUACAAGCAUCAUACACAAAGACCAGUGUUUUGUGUGUGUGUCUAUGAACUUGGACCUAUUAGCCAUGCUUGUCUGGGGUAUCUCUGAUUGGAGGAUGUUGUGGACCUUUGAUAAUCGUUUCCUGAAGAAUUUUGCCCCUGGGAAAAUAGAACCCUUUAAAAGCUAUUCCCUAUAUCCUCCAUACUAUGUGCAUGAUAUUAGUUUUUGGUUAGAUACAAAGAAAAGAUUUGAUGAAGUAGAGUUUCACACUGUGGCCCGAGCAGUGUCACAGGACACUGUCAUAUCCAUACAAUUCCUUAGUCGUUUCCAGCAUCCAAAGACGGAACAGGUCAGCCUCUGCUAUAGAUUGACCUACCAGACCUGUGACAAGGCCCUCACCCAGCAGCAGGUAGCAUCAAUGCAGUCCCAGCUAAGGAAGGAGAUUCAACAACAACUACAUGUGACACCUCGGUAGUUUAGUAAAUUCAUCUCUACAUAGUGAUCCUCGUGGGUGUGGAUGAAAAAGACCAAUUUGUAACCGGUAGUUCUUUCCAGACUUUUUUUUUUUUUAAUCUUUUACUUUGUGACUAUAGCUACUGAUGGUUGA
This is a messenger RNA of Lipotes vexillifer (Yangtze River dolphin), 2234 nucleotides long. It is a transcript of the gene FDXACB1, whose product is annotated as ferredoxin-fold anticodon binding domain containing 1. Bases 228 to 2102 code for a protein of 624 amino acids. NCBI's taxonomy places the organism in Eukaryota, Metazoa, Chordata, Mammalia, Artiodactyla, Lipotidae. The transcript is spliced from 5 exons. Gene Ontology annotation, biological process: rRNA base methylation. Gene Ontology annotation, molecular function: rRNA (uridine-N3-)-methyltransferase activity. The record is from RefSeq and is a predicted model, not a curated record. Gene Ontology annotation, cellular component: cytoplasm.